Penicillium bovifimosum is the source of this 1083-nucleotide messenger RNA. Its product is annotated as protein-histidine N-methyltransferase. The transcript is spliced from 3 exons. NCBI's taxonomy places the organism in Eukaryota, Fungi, Ascomycota, Eurotiomycetes, Eurotiales, Aspergillaceae. The coding region runs from base 1 to 1083 and encodes 360 amino acids. Gene Ontology annotation, molecular function: protein-L-histidine N-tele-methyltransferase activity. The record is from RefSeq and is a predicted model, not a curated record. Gene Ontology annotation, biological process: peptidyl-histidine methylation, to form tele-methylhistidine.
AUGGCGUUCAGCUUCGGUUUCUCUGGAGAUGAUAUUGACAUCGAUGAUUCAGAAAUCAAUAAUGAUAUCUCUGUGCCGUCGCAACAAGCUACGAGCAAUUCUCUUCCCGAGCUCAUCAAAGCGAAGAAACAUGAUAUGCAUGAAUGGCUUGCAAUCCUCCCCUCCCAAAUCUUCUACAAUAAGCUUCCAAUCAGUGAUACAUUGACCAUCGCUCGGCGAGAGAUCUUCGACAUUCGUACCCAGCUCAUGGCCGAAGACAGCGCAGGCCAUGAUAACGAACAACUGAUCUCCGGCAUCGAAAAGGGCGACAUCACGCCCAAUUUCUACGAGGGUGGUUUCAAAACCUGGGAAUGUGCCCUGGAUCUAGCGAAGCUCUCUCUCGACGAGGAGAUCCUUAACGAAGCCCCCGAGAGUCCAGUGGACAUUCACAUAAUCGAGCUUGGUGCAGGAACAGCAGUCCCAUCAUUGACACUGUUCGCCCGUCUACUGAGUCAAGCCCGACCCGGGCAAAGUCAACGGAAGACUUUCUUUACUUUUGCAGACUACAACUCAGAUGUACUUCGUCUAGUCACGCUGCCAAAUCUCCUUUUGACGUGGCACAAUGCCCGCUCACAAACGACUGUGUCGGCCAACUCAUCUGCGCCAGACCAGGAAGAAGAACUGGACAUCACGCCUGAACUGGUUCAGGAUUUCAUUAAUGAUCUUGCUCAGUGUGGGAUCUUCGUUGAGUUUAUUUCUGGCGCCUGGUCGCCUGAAUUUGUGGAUUUGGUCUUCUCAUCCAGUGAUAGUGCUCGCAAAGUUCUUGUACUUGCCAGUGAGACGAUCUACUCGCCCGCGUCGUUGAUGGCAUUCUCCGAGACGCUUUUGGCGCUGCUGCGCCGCUCGAACACUGCAUCUGCGAGAAGUCGGGCUCUGAUUGCGGCGAAGAAGGUUUAUUUCGGAGUUGGUGGUGGUGUUGAUGAGUUCCUUGGUGUUCUAGGGCAACUUUGUGUCAACGAGCUCGACGUGCAGCAGAAAAUGAACGUCCAGUCGGAGGGUGUGGGCAGAGUAGUAUUGGAGGUAGUACCCUCCACCGGGCCUUAG